This is a messenger RNA of Paramuricea clavata, 4125 nucleotides long. NCBI's taxonomy places the organism in Eukaryota, Metazoa, Cnidaria, Anthozoa, Malacalcyonacea, Plexauridae. The record is from the annotation of a GenBank genome assembly.
AUGUUCUAUUUGAGGUUUAUUUAUUUUAGUGCUGAGCGAUACAGUUAUGCUGAUCAUCUGAACUUCACAAUUGACACUACUAUUGCGGGCACGUACGUAUAUAUAUGUACAUUUAUAUUAAUUAGCAUUGAGAUACUUGCGCGAGUCAAUUCCAAUAUUAGUGUACAACAUUUGUUCUGAUGUUUUAUAUCUUAUAUAUAGGGAUGAAAACGAUGAACCUGUUAAUGUUCUUCGUACGUUUGUUGGACAUUUUCUGCGAGGCCGGUCAUUAGAUAUAACGGACGAAAGUGUCGUUUUAGAAGGUGAAACAACCGAAAUAUUUGUGUCACGACUAAAUGUGUACGAAGAUGGAAUGGACGAGUUGUUGAGUGACACAAACCAUGACUACAGUCUUCCUCUCGAUGUGACGUUCACAGGAGAACUGGCACUAGACAUGGGUGGUUCACGUAAAGAAUUUUUGGCAGCAAUGAUGCGUCAAAUUCAGGAAAAAUUGUUCGUGCAAAAUGACGGAGAAAACAUGUUCGUUUUACACGAGAAUGAGACAGCAGAAAAUAAAUCUCAUUAUUUAGGAGCUGGACUUAUAUUUGGUAAGGCAUAGUUGACGGUUUAAUAAUCAGCAUGCAGAGUGGUUUUCAAAAAUACUAUGUUAUGUGACAUGUGUUAAUUGAAGUUUUAGCUUACGCUAAUUUUUCUGCGUAACUGAUUAAUAUGUUUCCCGUUUUUGUAUCUGUGCCAUCGAAUCUGUAAGUGGGUUCAUUUGUUAGCAUAUAUAGCCAAUCAGCGAUGACGUACUUUUCAUUUUGUCUUGUUUAUUUUGUCUUAUUCAUUUUGUCUUAUUCAAGAUAGGCACUUUAAUGUAUUAGCAAUUUUGUGCUUCAAAUAUAAUAUAUAAGCGCUUAUAAUCUGGUAGCGCUAGCUUCGACGAGAAAAUAUACAACAGAUCGUGAUAUGGUGUUUCUUUUAGGUGCAUAUUGAUUAUUGUAAUAUCGUAGAGUUAUAAAAAACUAAUUUUAUAUUAUGAAACUACUUUAAUUUAUGAGAAUAAUAUGUAACUAGAACUGUAAAUUGGAAUAUAAACAGAGCUUUCGAGCAUGCGUGCAAAGCAAUCUUUUUCCCAUGCAAAAUAAUCAAACUAUACCUUAUUUAAAGUUGGAAUUGUUUAUAUUUUAGGUUACAGCAUGAUUCAAGGUGGUCCACUACCAUGCUUUAUGCACGAUAGCCUGACAAAUAAACUUUUUGGGCAGGUGCCUUAUGAAGAACUAGGUCGGGCAGAAAAACAAGUCCGGGAUGGCCUGAUGAGAUUUGGCCUUGUUGAGGUACAACAAUUAAAACGACAAUAAUAACAUCAACACAUUUGUGCAACGUUUUGUCGUCGAUUUAAGUAUAGGUUUAUACCUGUUUAUAUCUGCAUAUAUGCUGCACAUUCACGGUAAUACUUGGAUGCCUAAGAAUUAAUGCAAUGAAGUGAAAAUUAUGCUAAAUUUAGUAAAAUUAACAAACCAUGUGAUCACAGCAAGUAUCUGAAAAAUCCGAACAUACCGCGAACUGAACACACAGCGAACAAAUUGAAACUGAUUAAAAUUCGCAUUGCUCCUGCAGAAUAUAAACACGUCGCAACUAUUAAAACAAUACAAUUAAAUACACAUUUAGAAAUAAUAUAGGCUGUACAUGCAUGCAUGUUAAUCAAAUCCAUAUAUUUUAUAGCUUGUCAAGAAACGGCAGUCGUUGCUGUUUCUGCUAAGACCUACAGCUGUUGCGGAUGUAACAUAUCCGAGGCUGGUCAAACUGCUCAAGCCAGCUUUCUCGUCGGAAGGUUCCAAUAGGCAGAUCCAAGAAGAGAGAUCUUACCGACUGUUUUUAAAUUACUUGAAAGAGGUUGCAGGUAAAUUCAUUCGUUAAUUUAUUUAAGAUAUUAAGGUGGAUCGAUAUAGUUAUCACAAAAACCCUGCUCAAAAAUUGCGAACAAAACCGGGUGACCAUUUUUACGUGCAGGUCGCGGAAACUGAUUAACAAAAUGAAAGAACUUCCAAAAUGACCUGACGUGAGCAGUUGCUCACGCCAUAUCACGCCAUUGCGCGUGUUCUAUAGCGUUUUAUGUCAAUUGCUGACGUCAUUAGAAUUUUCCAUUUUAGAAAAACAAUGCGCUAUAUCUCUUUAUUUUGUCUGGUGACCUAUGUUCAAAUUUUGCAUGCUGUAUUGUACCGCUAAAAACUUUCAUUAUACAAAAAAUAAAAAAAUUCUGUAAUGCCAAAAAAGUUUUACCGAAUAAUAUGACAUUUUUGCAUUUUCCCAAAAAAUGGCAUUACUGAAUUUUUUAUAUUUUGCUAAAUGUUAGCUUUUCAUCCAAGUAAAAUAAUGCACGAAAACAAAUUGGGGGUCACCGUGCUUUUUUUCCAACUAUACGAGACGAUAGGCCAUUUUGGAGUGAAUUUCGUACACGUAUGUCGUCAUAGCAACGAACUAUCUGUUACUAAAACUAAUAUAAUUUGAAAGUACAGUUAUCAAAAUAUAUAAAAAACAGAAUAUCUGCUGAAUAAAUCCUAAAGCAACGGUUUUCAACUUGGGGGGCAUGUCCCCCAGAGGGGACAUUUGGCAAAUUCCUAGGGGACACAAUCUGGUCUAGGACUGAGAAAACAAUAGUUGAAAACAAUAGUUGAAUACAAUAGUUGAAUACAAUAGUUUGUACUAUAAACAUGUUUGCUUGACUUUCUAUCUAUUAUUUAAAAUUUAAAUCAUUUACUAUUUUACUAACUAUUUCGAAAUUCGUGUUUUUGAUAGACUUUAGUGGGCAAUUUCUGUUCAGGGGACGUGGUAAUUCAAUCAUGUGAAAUCGGGGACACAUGAGAAAACCAGUUGAAAACCGUUGUCCUAAAGAAUGCGUAAUUUGAACAUGUCAAAGUGUUAAACACCUGAAUUUUUGAAAACUGUAUCGAGCCACCUUAAUAUAUAUUAUUGUGCAUGCAUAUACUCGUAAUAAAUCCCUCCAUCUCAAAGAUGGGAUUGCAAAAAUUCUAUAAUAAAGGAAAAUUUGAGAGGUGUUAUUAUUAUUAAAACUAUAUUUAUUCACGCUUACCCUUUAACAACAGCUUAUUUCCAAGAGGGGCGUGAUAAUAUUAAAAAGAAAACUACAUACAUAUAAUACAAAUGAAGACAAUAAACACAUACAUCUUUAAAUUGUAGCAAGAAAAAGAGGUGUAACAUAAAAUGAUGUGCAAUGAGUUUUUACGCUCCUCGAGCGUAGUGAAAGAGCCUGGGUACGAGGUUGGGAGUUUUUAAAAGCUACUAUAUGCCCAUAUGCAUGAAGAGUGAGACUCAUUCAUUGGUAAAUAGGUAAUUGGACAAGUACUGGUGUAAGACAUUGUGUAGCCUUAUUCAUUAUUUUAGAGAAGACUUUAAUUAUCUGGAAAAAAUUUAACCGUGUUUCAAUCCCGUCUUUUACGAGAGAAAAUAAAAAACGUGAAUGAAAUAUUAUGAAAUACAUAUUAAAUUAUAAGCAAUUUAUUUAGCAAUAUAUACAAGCAUUACUUCAUUUAUUAUACAUAAAGUCCAUUUAUAGACAGCAUCUAUAAUUAUAUACAUAUGCACAGCAAAAAGUAUGGUUAAUAGCUUUAUUGAUUGAUGUAUGGAGAGCAAUGCAUGCUUGAGAUUGUGGAUGAUCGGUCUCAUGUUUUGUAUAUGUGCAAAUUGAUCAGUCCAUUGUCCUUCAUUUGGUGAGCAGUAUAUAAGCACCUCAGCUGCUCAAGGGUGUUAUUAAACAGUACAUAAAGAGCGUUUAUGAAUGACCUCUGGAUUAAUUUUGAAUAUGAAUUAACUGAAUCAAGCAUUAUAACUCCCUAAAUUCCUAAUUUAUAGCCUUUUUUAACAUUUGCAGCUGCUCGAAGAGAUCCAGUGACGCUUGGUAAAAUAUUAAUGUUUGUAACAUGUGGCGAGAGAGAACCAGUGCUAGGAUAUGCAACACCGCCUUCGCUUGUCUUCAGUGACUCUCUACCGUCUUGUCUUCCAAAGGCGAAUACCUGCAUAAACAAGCUAACCUUAGCUGUUGGGGAAAGAGUUCCAGCUGAUAAAGAGGUUAUGUUCUAUCAUUUUGACCUGGCAUUUCUCAAUACCCAUUUUGGGAUGGUAUAG